AACUCUUGUUUCAGUCUGGUUUGAUUCCAACAAAAUGAAAGUUGUCCUCUUUGUGAUCGCUCUCUCAGCAGCUUUGACUGGGAGUCUGGCCGUUAAAAGUCUGGUCUUCCCCCGUGAGACGGCAACCAGUUAUGUGGAGGUGAUCCCUCGGAAACCCCUCAACCUGAAGGCGUUCACGCUGUGCAUGCUUGUGGCCACGGAGCUCAGAGGAGACCGAGCAGUCAUCCUGUUUGCUUAUCGAACUCAGGACACGGAUGAGCUGAAUGUGUGGCGCGAACGAGACGGCAGCUUGUCCUUCUACCUGAGUGGAAAUGCAGUAACCUUCCAGGUCCCUCAGCUCGGUGCCCUGCAGACUCACCUGUGUGUAAUCUGGGACUACAGUUCAGGUGCAGGAGCCCUCUUCAUGAACGGCAGGAAAAGUUUGACCAAAAUCUACAAGUCUGAUCACGCCAUCCGCCCAGGAGGCAGGAUUGUGCUGGGUCAGGAUCCCGAUGCCUUACUGGGUGGCUUUGACAUCAACCAGAGUUUUGUUGGGGAGAUAUCCGACGUGAACAUGUGGGACUCUGUUCUGCCGAAGAACAACAUCCAGGACAUGUUCUGUGGGAAGAGGAUCCAGAGGGGAACAGUCAUCGACUGGGAAACGGCACAGCUUAAAGUGAACGGGGAGGUGACCGUCAUCGACUACAAGCUGUAGCUGAACUGAUCAAACACGAGAUGUAACUUGUUCAAACCCUUUAAAACUGUCUAAUAAAACAUAAUUUUCCAUCA
Nematolebias whitei (Rio pearlfish) is the source of this 768-nucleotide messenger RNA. Its product is annotated as pentraxin fusion protein. The record is from RefSeq and is a predicted model, not a curated record. Lineage: Eukaryota; Metazoa; Chordata; Actinopteri; Cyprinodontiformes; Rivulidae.